Lolium rigidum is the source of this 747-nucleotide messenger RNA. Its product is annotated as ethylene-responsive transcription factor 3-like. Lineage: Eukaryota; Viridiplantae; Streptophyta; Magnoliopsida; Poales; Poaceae. The coding region runs from base 3 to 566 and encodes 187 amino acids. The transcript has a single exon. Gene Ontology annotation, biological process: regulation of DNA-templated transcription. The record is from RefSeq and is a predicted model, not a curated record. Gene Ontology annotation, molecular function: DNA binding; DNA-binding transcription factor activity.
CGAUGGUCCACGCCGCCUCACCGGCGGCGGCGACGGGCGUGGCGCCGCGGUACAGGGGCGUGCGGAAGCGGCCGUGGGGCCGGUUCGCGGCGGAGAUCCGGGACCCGGCCAAGCGGGCGCGCCUCUGGCUCGGCACCUACGACUCCGCCGAGGCCGCCGCGCGCGCAUACGACGCCGCCGCGCUCGCCCUCCGCGGCCCGCUCGCGCUCACCAACUUCCCCCUCGCCGCCUCCCUCCCGUCGUUCCCUCCUCCCUGCAGCCGCCGCCCAGCCGCGGCGGCGGCCAGCCCCGCGUGCAGCGCCAGCUCCACCGUCGAGUCCUUCAGCGGGCCCAGGCCACCCCGACGCACCCGCCUCCCGCCCCGCGCUCCGGCACCCGCGCGCCCCGACGACGACGGCGGCUGCCACAGCGACUGCGCGUCCUCGGCCUCCGUCGUGGACGACGCCGGCGACGAGGCGGCGUCCGCCGUCAGAUCCCGCGCUUCGGUGCCCUUCGCGUUCGACCUCAACCUCCCGCCGCCGUCGGACCAGGACCAGGGGCUCUGCACGGAGCUGCGCCUCUGGUAGCCUCCACCACACGGAGAAGCUUGCGAUUUCGUCUUGUCUUCUACUCCUUUUUUUCUUCUUCUAAUUGGUAGACAGAUAGAGGCUUGAAUUCAGAGCGAUUGUUGUACCACUACUAUUCUUUACGCGACGAGAAUUGAAUGAUUCAAGGGACUACCAUUUGUCCCCAAUUUUUUCAGUUUCA